Molecule: messenger RNA, 9059 nt
Organism: Gigantopelta aegis
Lineage: Eukaryota; Metazoa; Mollusca; Gastropoda; Neomphalida; Peltospiridae
Product: kinectin-like
Exons: 29
Coding region: 378-3779 (1133 amino acids)
Cellular component (GO): endoplasmic reticulum membrane
Source: RefSeq, a predicted model, not a curated record
UGACCUGGGCGAAGUCGUGUGUUGGUCUGCAAGUGAGGUUUUCGUAGUUUUAAGUUAAGAAUAUUAUCAUUGUAUGUAUUUUACCAUUCUUUGAUAUAAGAAAGAGUUAUAAAAAAUCAUUACCAAAUUGCUAAAGAACCUCACGGAACCAGUUGCGAUCUUCGCGUAAUAGUACAUUACUUGGCAUUAACUUUCAAAAUCAGUGAAAUACAGUUUUGAACAUUGACUAUAACUUCGUCAAGACCAAAGGGCGUGGUUAACAACCACCUGCCUAAAUGUUGAUCACAAUUUUGUGUUAGUAGGCCUACCAUCUGGUUUAUUGUUCAUACUGUUGAACAUUAUUAAAACAUUUUCAUCAAUUUUAUAACAUUACCAUUAUGGAUCCUCAAAUAAUUGCAAUUGGAGCAGCAGGAUGUGUUCUCUCUGCUAUUUUAAUUUAUCUUAUAUCUGUGUUUGCCAUGAAAGAAAAAACGUUUGAAGAAGUAUUGGAAGAACAGAGAAGAAGAAAUGAAGAAGAAAAAUUAAAAUUGAAGAAUGAAAAGAGAGCUGAGAAAGAACAUAAAAAAAAAUUUAAAAAAGGGAAGGAUAAGUCAAAAGAAAAAGAGAAAGGCAGUCAGGGUUCUGACACAGAAUACACGGUUGAACAAAAAAUGGUUAAUUUGGAAAUUGAACCCGAAAUUAUUGAGCCAACUGAAACACUUUCUUUGACAACUAAAAAAUCAAAGACCAAAAAAUCUCAAAAACCAAUUCUUCUGAAUAAAGAGGAGAAGCCCUUGAUUGCUACUGACAAGCAAAGCAAAGAAUUGCAGCACAAAACCAUUGCUCCCAAGGAUGAAGUUGAAUUGAAACAUGAACAUGCGCAAAGUACUACCAAGGAAAAGGUUACAACUGAGCAUACAAAAGUAACUGCAACUAAGGAUAAGCAUACCACUGAACAGCAGAACAAACCUUCCAAGAAGAGUUCUGAUGUUAAACCAGAAAAGGUGGAAGAAAAGGUUAUUAAGGAGAAAGCUGCUAAAAUAGAAAAACAGGCAGAACGCACUGUGGAGACUGCAAGGAAGUCGCAUGAUGAACCUGAUAAGAAACGCUCUAAGGCUAAAAGUGGAACAGUUUCAGAGGAAAGUCGUCCGUUGAAUGGCACUAGUCUGCUGGCCACUGUGGAGAGUGCGACUUUGAAUAGUCAAGAGAUUCAGGCACUCAUUGAUGUUCUGCUGAAUCGUCAAGGUUCUGAUGCUCGCAGCAAGGACUGGAACAAAAAAAGUCAAAAAGGAGACCCAAUGUUUUUGUUGAAGAAGCAGCUGGAAGAAAGAGAGCGGUCUCUUCAGCAAGAGCAAGCGCUGGCGAUGUCUGCCAACAGCAAGAUGAAGGAGCUUAACCAGCAGUUGUUGACUGAGAAGACGAAGUUAUCUACCCUGGAGAAGUGUUACCAGGAGAAGGUGGGGCAUCAGGCGCGUGAGAUUGAGGCCCUGCACGCACGCAUGCAGCAGAGUCACGAGCAGCAUCAGCGCGAGAUCAAGAGUCUACAGACCACCAUCCACCAGUACGAGCAGUCCAACGACCGCGGCAUGGUCCAGAAACUGCAAGAGGAAAAGAAGAUACUGACAGACACUAUUGCUAAAGCAGCAGUCCCAGCUACAGCUGAAGUGAACAGCUUGAAACAGAAAGUUCAAAUCAUGGAAAAGGAACUCGCUAGCAAUGUGGUCAAACUGAAUGCAUCAGAAAAAUCCAAGUCAGCUCUGGAAAUGCAGCUUGCUAAAUCUGGAGAAGAAUUGAAAAAAAUUAAAUCUGAACAGAAAGAUGCUUCUGCUUUACUGUCCAAGAAACUUGAUGAAGUGAAUAAAGAGCUGAGAAAGUCACAGGCCAACAAUGAAAGUCUUACGAGAGAGAAACGCAAAGCCAGCGAUGAAUCUCGUAAAACAAUUGAAGCUCUCGGCACAGCUCAGAAUGAAGUGAGAACCCUCAAGACGAAACUUGAAGAACUUCAGACUCAUCUGAAGGCAAAUGAUGUUUCUAAAGAACUCGAAGGAAAAUUACGGGAGACAGAAAGAAAGAAGUCUGAUUUAGAAGGAAAUGUGAAGAAUUUGGAAAAACAGUUGGUUGAUUCUACCAAGAGGUAUACAGAACUGGAAAAACAAUUACAGGAUUUGCGUCAGAAGAACUUCUCUCUGAGUGAGGAGUUGAAGGUCACGAAGGAGAAUCGGACUAAAGCGGAGACGACGACCACACCUGCUGGAACUGUCAAUGGAGAUGUGAACAAAGAUGUAGAAAACCUUGAAAAAAUUUUGUCUGAGAAGACUGGAGAAAUUGACAAAUUGAAGACAGAACUUCAGAACACAAAAGCUGAGCUGUCGUCUUUAGGGGAACAGUUGGAUGCUCAGAAGAACAAAAAUAAUGAAUUACGAGAAAAGAAUUGGAAAGCUAUGGAAGCUUUAGAACAGGCUGAAAAAGCUGUAACUGUUAAAGUUGAUAGUGCUGUUAAAUCUGUUCGGGAAAAGGUCUCAUCAGAAGUCUGUGACGUCGAAUCACUCGACAAGGGAAUUCUUCAGAGGCUAUUCCCAAGUGUUAAAGUAAAUGAGAAACUGAGUCAUAAAGAGUGGGUGAAGCAGUUUGAAAAGCAAGCAUCUGUGAUGACAGCCAAAGUUUCUGAACAAACAAGUCGAAUCCAACAGCUGGAGUCAGAAAAUACACACUACAAAACAGUUGUUAAAGAAACAGAAAACAAAUUACAUCAGCUGGAAAGCAGUAUAGAAUCAGAAGAAAAGAAGUGGAAAGAUAAACUUCAGCAAGCUAUGGGUGAUUCACAAAAGACUGUCAAACACCAAGAAAGAAUAGAAGAAUUGGAAAAAGUCAAUUCUACUUAUGAAAAACAAAUUAAGGAAUAUAAAACAAAAUUAGAAAAAAUAGAACAACAAUUGGUCCAGAUACAGUCAAGUGCCAAAUCUCAGGAAGAAUCUGUUGAUACAAAACAAGUGUUAGAAAAGUGCUAUCAGCUCGAAAUCCGAAUUGGAGAACUGGAAGAUGAAAACACAGAAUACCAAAAACAGAUUGAGAAUUACAGAAAUAUUUUAUCAUCAACUGAGAAACAGUUGACUCACCUUGAGACUAGUGCUAAACAGGAGGAGGAGAGGUGGGCAGCAAGGUUACAGGAGGAACAGUCUUCAUUAAAAAAGUCCAAGGAGGAGAUUGAAACCUUGCAACAGCAGCUAAAGAAGUUCAGAGGCAGUACUGAGGAUGUAUCUGAUUUGGGUUUUGCCUAUCGAUGUGUAGAAAAAAGCCUUCCUUUAAUUAUAGAAGAGAUGGAAUCGAAGGUUGAAGUUUUAGAGAAUCAGCUGAAGAUGGCUGAAGAAACGUGCUCAUCAUUACAGAAAGAAGCUCAAGAUAGUAAAGAGAAAAUAAUUGUUUUGAAUAAGCAGAUCGAAACAGCUAAUUCAUCGACUGCUGAUUUGGAAGAACUGAAGAGGCUUUUGGCGCUCGAGAAGAAAAAGACAAAGGAUUUGUCGACUAACCUUGUCAAACUGAACGGCAUAAUUAAGACGGGACAGGAUGCUUUAAAACAGGAGCAGGAUGCUGUGCAGGCACUCCAGAAACAGCUGGAGGACAAGAAUAAAGCAUCUGGUACAACUGCUGACAAUGAAGCUGAACAGUUGAAAGCUAAACUUGCUGAUAAAGAAAGACUCCUUGACCAUGAAAUUGCUGCUAAUAAACAACUUAGUCAGAGAUUGGCUCAACUAGGGGUUUCGACUGCUUUAGUGGGAAAUGAUGUUGGAACAUCCGUCUAACCGUGGACUUGCUUCAUUGCCCAUGACAUUGAAUGCGACCUUCAACUGCUCCAAUGAUGAAUGUCUCGUAUCACCAACCAACAUUACAUCUCAUGCCAGACCAAUCUCAAAUACUUUAAAAAUAGAUCAUCAUUAAUGUGGACUUUUUAUCCAUUAUGGCAUAUACGUACAUGUAGUUUAAACACUUACAAUAAGAUGGCAAACUGGUACAUGCAUAUUUAUUACCGAGUGUGCACAGUGUCUUGUCUUCCUGUGGUAAACAUAAUAACUAAUGGAGAACAUACUCCAUGACUAGAUUUGUUAAUGACUUACCUAAAGGUAAAAUUAUCUUCUUUUUUUUUUUUUCUUUUUCUUUUUUUACAGUACCACUGGGUUGUUUUAUUUUUAUUUUAUUUGUUCUUUUGUUUUGUAUACUCUUUUUUUUUUUGUGUGCAUAACAUGUCUUUUAAAAGCUUUUAUCAGCUUAUAUAUGAAAAAAAAUCUCAGUAUUGUAUCCAGUAAGGUUGAAGUUUAUUCAUUAAUUGAUUUUAAUAUAUCAAUUGGAUAGGGUUUAAGCCUUAAUGUCUUUUCAGUUUUAAUUUGGCAUGACAGUUUGGCAAUAUUCUUUGACAGAUGGAUAGACAAUCUCUAUUUCUGAAAAAACAUUUGAAGUUUAGCAAGUCUAAGUUUUGCAUUGUGAAAGAAACCUAGUUGAGAUGCCAGAUUAAGAUUCACAAGUAAACGAUGCAUCUGAUUUCAUAUUAGUUCUUUUUCACUUCACUUUGUCUUCCCUAGAAGCAGAUUAUUUUAAUGAUCAAACUAACCAGCGUGCUAUUCUUGCACUGUAUAUAGCAUACUUCAAAUUAACAUUUAUAAUGUUAUUACAGUAGUAUUACCAGUUAGUGGUGUUAGUCUCAGUCUCUUUGUUUUCAGUAUGAAUUUUUUUUUUUUAAAUGAGACGUGCUAAACUACCAAAUAAGACAAAUCAUUAAAGUCUGGACAUAUCUUCAUAUAGACAUAUCUAGAUUUCAGUUUGGCAGUAUCAUUUGUUAUAAUGAAUAUGGUUCAGUUUUAAAAAGUCAUUAGCUCUUAAUUUAUUAUUUAAUACUUUCUAUUAGUGAAUUGGUAAAAAAAAAAACCUCACCAAAAAACUACAAAUUUUGUAUUCCUAUUUUAAAUGUUGGCCAAUAUUUUAAUUGGUACUUUAACCCAGAUAAAAACUUGGCUAAAUAUUUCUUUGUGGUUAUCCUUUUUAACCUUUUUCAUUUUGGUGAAUGAUAAAUCAAAAUACAAAUCUUAAAGCAUUUCACAUUAAUGUAAAAGUAGUUUUAAACUUGUAGAAUAAAUUGGUUUCUCAUCGAUGAAAUUUUAAAUAUUACUAAAUUGUUUGACAUUUGUUUAUCAUGUUUUGUUGAGCCUGUUUUCUUGCUUGCUUAAUCUGGGACCAUGUGACAAGAUGUUAAAGUGUUUGCUCAUACCGUUUUAAUAAUUUCUAGCUGUGAAAUGUUCAUUACAUUAUUUAUCUUCAAAGAAUUGUCAACAUAUAUUAUUAUAAAUUCAUAAUCUAAACUGUUGAUGUUUUUAAAGAAAGUAUGUUCAGAGAAAUAGUGCUUGUAAAUAACCUAUCACAGGAGUUGUUUCUUGUUUAAUAACUACCAGGAAGACAUACGUAUUUUUCUAUUUGCAUUAAGCAAACUUCAUUGAUUCUUCAAUGAAGAAAAGGGUGUGUUUUUCUUCUUUUUUUCAUUGUAUUUUAAAGAUUAGCUUUCAGAACAUGGUAAUUUGCUAAAAUCUAACUGCAUAUUUUAAACCUGGUUUGAUUCAUAGGCUUAUUAUUUAGUUCUUGAAAGCAUAACUUAAAACAAUAUUGAAAUGAAUGGCACAUGUCAUGUUUGUUGGGGGUUUUGUAAGCAAAAUGUUUUGGGUUUUCUAAAUAUGGUCUUGUAUGGGGUGAUGAUUCCCUUAAAAGCAUUGCAAAGUUAACAUUUUAAACAUUAAUUAUUUGUUUGUUUAAUGAGGACACUGCUGUGUAUAAUAAACUGUUAAGCAUAAUUGAGAUAAUUUGCUAAAUUUGUGGCAUGUUUUUAGCAGCAAUGGCAUUUAGUUUCCUAGCGGAAACACCUAACUACAGCAGCUAAUUCUGUGAUGUUUUUGUAUUUGUUCACAUUUGUGCGUGUGGUCUCGUCUUGCCAACUUUUAGAUAAAAUGCAUGUCAGUGAUUUUUGUUCAGUCUAUUGUGAAACUUUAUUUAACAAAAUCUUUGUUAUGAAAUCGUUUUAUAAAUUAUUUUACUCAGUGUUACUUUUGGUGGUGGUUAUAAUGACAUUGUAGCACAAUAUGAACAAUAAUUGUACUGCAGAACAGUAUACAAGUAUCAUACUACAUUUGUACUUUUUAUUAAUCUUGUUCUAAAGCGUUAUUGGAUAGGCUUAUUUGUGAAACAUGCACAUCAGCAUUCUCAUGUAUUGGACGACUAAUCAUCCAAAAUAACUUACCACUCGUGAUUCUCAAUCAAACUGUGUCCUUGUCAUUGCAUUAAACUAUACAUUCUAAAAUUGCUGGACAGACCAUUUGAAAAAUUCCUAUCCGAGGAUGAGAAGUAGUUCUGUUAUUGUGAACACGUAGAAUACAGUACAGUAGUACUGGUAUUCUAAACUGUUGGAAUAGUUAAUGAUUUUUUAUGGGUUUUUUUUUUAAAUCAGUGAUUUAUUUCUUGUUAUAUUUGUUCUGCUGAAGUUGUGUACAUUAUGUGAAUAAUCACAAAGUGUUUUUCUUUGUAUUUUUCAGUGAUAACUUUAGCAAAGAAAUUUAUAAAAAAUUGUUUUGCCUAUAAAUGAUUAAAAAUUUGUCUUUGAUGAAUUUUCUUGUAUCAACAAAUUUCUGAUUACUGUAGUGAAUUUGUCUUGUUUUGAAGAAAGUGCAAUAUAGUUGUUUUUAUUCUCCAGAAUAGAAAGAUUUCAUGAAGACUACAAAAAUUAAUUUAUGAAAACUGCUGAAGUAAUAGUCAGAGUAAUAAACAUGUAUUUAUGGUGACAUAUUGUAAAUCUUCUGUAUAAGACAAUUAUUAGUCUUUCAUUAUGGCACAUAAUGGGUUGCGUAUUCCACUUUAAAUAGUUAAUGUUUUGGUCAACAUUCUCCACCAAUGACACUUGGUUUUAAAAAAUGUUUCUGCUAUGCAAAGCAGUCAAAUUGGUUAAAAUAUUCAUAAAGUAGACUUUGAAUCCAAUUGUGAGAGGUAUUUUCAUUUUUUAAUAUCAACACAAUUUAUCUGUACUAUAACUUGUGAGAUGCCCUCUUGAAGCAAUGGCUAUUCUAAUGAGUGCUUCACUAUUCGACCAGAAAGUGGCACAAAGAUAAAACAUUGAUUCUUGUGUUGAUUACUUUGACUAGCAUAUUUAUGAACUAAGUAGGAAAGUUUGCCUUUAUUGCCAUGGUGAUUGGUGCUGAUGCAUAAUUGCAGUGAGAGAGUAGUUUAGAAAUUAUACAUUUUUGUUAUUAUGUACAUAAUUAGACAACUGAUAAAUAGGGUAAAGACUGAAACAAGUUUAAGAAUGCAUUAGAUUACCAGCAGUAGAAAUGGUUUGGGAUUUUGCAGUUUUAAAGCAUUACAUAGUUUUGUUCAGUUUUCAUCCUUUCCCAGUAAAGGUCACUUUUUGAUUGUGUAGCUUAUUUGAUCCAGGUGACAUCUUGCAAUGAAUUGCAUGGACGAGUAUAUUAAUAUAUUUAUAUAGAUAUGGGUUCAUUAUUUGUCUUUGUUGUUGAGUUCUGAAAAACCUCAGAUGACUUACACGUCAAAUAUAUUGACAGGUCAGCUGAAUGGAACUAAACUACUCAACUUUCACUAGGGAUUUGUUAAAAAAACAUUGUAAGUAAAGCAACUGCAUUUAUUAUUUGAUGGAUGACAAAUCUAACUUUCACAAUGCAUUACUACUGUGAUGUAUUGAACAUCCAAGGAGCAUAGUCUCAUUGAUCAGAUGUUGCGCAAAUUGUUUAUCAUGACAUAUUUUGUAUAUCCCGAGCAAAAGUUGAGUAGUAUAUAUUAGUACUGUUGUGUACUCUAGUAACGAUGGCAGCCUUUCUGGUUCAUACAUCAUGUUACAAAUUUACUUUUUACAUAUCUAAUUGUGUGGUACCUUGCGAUGUAGAACUGCACACAGGACUGGGCUUCAUGUAGAUAAUGAGAGUAUAUCAUUCUGAAUGGGACCAAGUCUUGAAAUGAGGACCAAAUUUUGGUUUCGUGAUAAGACUGUUGUCUCAGGUCACACAUUACUCAGUUUGGUUCUGAUUUGAAAAAAUAAAUUAAAAUGAACAUCUUAUUAUUAAUGGAGCUGCCUUUUUUUGUUCUUUUUUUUUCUUCCUUUUUUUUUGUUGUUGUUGGAUUAGAAAUUUUUAUGUUUUUGUCUACCGUAGUCUGUUUUGCUUAAUGUUUAUUUUAUUAGUGCAUACAUUUAUUUUGCUGCAUUACUUCACAAUGUGGUAGCCAAAACAACGGGGGAAAUAAAUACGAGUUGCACUUUUAAACUGAAUAUCUGGUGGGAUGGGGGGGGGGCAGGGGGGAGACAGAUUUAUUGUCCUCCCUAGACCAGUUUCAUAAAAAUAUUUAACAAUAAAUGCCAAAACAUAUGCCCCAAAAGCAUGCCCAUGAUUGAUUUUUUCUAUGUUGGUAAUGGUGAGUAAAUUGUAUACAAUUUUACAUUGAAUUAUUUACCAUUAUAUACAGUAAAAUAUGUUUUGUCCUGUCUGAAUAUAUUUUAAUAAAAUUAAACAUUUUAUAAUUAGUGAUAUUAUUGAAAAUGGAUAAUAGAUGAUACAAAUCAUAAUUGUUAACAGUUGUGUUCAGGGAAAUAAAUGUCUCUGGAUAGAAGUUUUAUAACUCGGCCAGUGUCAAAGGUGUGGGUACCGCUAGUAAUUUUUUUGGGAGGAUUGUAUAGGCAUUCACUUGGCUCCUUCAUUACAUGAUUGGACUGACUUUAGAAAGAUUUUCUGUACUAAAAAAAAAUAAUAAAAUAAACCCAGGUGAUAUGCUAGACAUUUCUAGUCAUUACGUUAGUAUCCAUUGUCUUUUUAACUGGCACUGUCAGAUUCAAACAAUGUAAAUAUGUUGGUUACCAUGUGUAAUUAUUAUGUAGAUAGAUAAUUUCCUAUUAUUGGUUUAUUUUAUCAGAUAUGAUGCACAUCCCAGUUGAUGUGCGACUGAUUGUAGUAAAGAUAAUAACAAUGAAUGGCGGCAUUCAACUUAGAAAGUUCAUGAAGAUGACGGUGAUCUGUCUGUAGAGCUUGGUCAAUAAAACUGAAGCUCAA